Cadophora gregata is the source of this 1328-nucleotide messenger RNA. RefSeq lists its product as uncharacterized. Gene Ontology annotation, molecular function: metallopeptidase activity. The record is from RefSeq and is a predicted model, not a curated record. The transcript has a single exon. The coding region runs from base 10 to 675 and encodes 221 amino acids. Lineage: Eukaryota; Fungi; Ascomycota; Leotiomycetes; Helotiales; Ploettnerulaceae.
UCCCUCAAGAUGCGUUCCUUCAAUUCUGCUGGCUGGCUGGCACUGUUAGCAUUAAUUUCCAUCGUAUCAUCCUACCCCCGAUUGCCACUGAGAACUGGUGUAGAUACAAGGGAAUCAUUCGAUGAAUAUAUCACACAAGUCAAGGACAAAGAUAUCUUAGACAAACGCUUGAUAUCCAGCACAUGCAAAGGAUUGAACAUAAGCCUUUCACAGAUAGCUACUCAGGCCAACAAACUCUGCGACGCGGCCAUCUCCUCCAUCAAGUCCAAGGACGACACCGAAGUCAAGCGCUUUGUCCAUUUCUUCGGCCCUUUGAACGACAACGACAAUGCUCGGGAUCUUAUCAGCUAUCGCUACAACCUGAUCAAAGAGACGCUCUUCAGCUUGACACUUAACCUCGUCUGUCUUCCCACACAAAUCAAAGAUGGCCGCCCAGGAGUCAUAGCAGACGUCGAGUCAGCAGGACAAGGAUCUCAAGCAACAGUACGUCUGUUCAAAGGAUGGUUCGAUCUUCCUGAUACUGAUACGUGUGGACCUGGGCUCUCAAAGGCGAGUGUCCUUGUCCAUGAGUCCUCUCAUGUUUUUGGGGCUACUGAUAGAGGUCCUGAUCAGGCUAACGAUGCGUAUCAGUACGGAGACUUCUCUGCUUCUGCGUUUGGAAAAUGUACAUUCUAAAGUGCUGGGAUGUUGUGAUUUCCACAGACUUAGAAAUCAAUAUAUAAUAUACUUCCAUCUAGCAGCAAAACGAUCAAAUGCGCGUGAGUCUGAAGGUUGUCAAACCUGAUCCUCGAACUCCACAUUCCAGAUAAGCCACAAAAUCCACACCUGACAUCUUUCUACAUGUUGAGCUUGACUCUCGGACUCCUCGAGGUCAAGUGUAAGGACGCAAAACAACAUGGCAGUAUAGGAAGACGACAAGAGAGCUGUCAAGAUCCGCUAUCUUCUAGGUCGGCUGAUUGUGGUGACAUGCUUCUCUUCGAAGUUCUGGAAGGGCAGCUGGACUGUUGAAAGCACACUAGUGCUGCCCAGAGAUGCAGCCUGCCGACUCUCAAAUUCGACAGAUCGAUUUGCUAUCUUAUCUUCAGGCACUCACUCACAGCAUUUUGUAGCGGGCAAGUCGGGCAAGCCGUUGAACUUCUAGGCUUGGGACACUGCUUUGGGAAGGUCCCUCUGCAGACGGGAGCGCUGGAAUGCUGUGCAGCCCGCGGAGGCGUAUUCGCUGCACACUGUGCAGAUGUCUUGAGGGGUUACACAAGAGUUAAGGAUUUGUUAAGAAGUGAGGGCUUGAGGUACAGCUUUAUCCGGAAGAUCUUGAGUCUUGACAUGCG